AUGAACGGCGGUGGUGUCCCAUUGGCGGCGCCACCAUCCACCCGUCUUUCCUCGGUCGCGGCAACCGUCCUCCGACAAUGCCGGAACACGCCGGAGCUGAAGCGGGCACACGCCGCCCUCCUUGUCCGCGGCUUUCCCCUGCCCGCGGCCUCGCCGUCUCUCCUCCGAACCGCCGUCUCCCACGCCGCGCUCCACCCCUCCGGCGACCUCCGCUACGUCUUCUUUCUCCUCCUCUUCUCUCUUCCCGCCGUCUCUCCCUCCCCAGCCUGUUCCGCCGCCGCGGCCGUCCGCUUCCUCUGCAACACGGUCAUUCGAGGCCUCGCCAAGCGGCCGCGUCUCCCGGGGGCUCUCUCUCGCUCAUCCCUCAUUUUCCGGCGGAUGGCUAGGGCCGGAGUUUCUCCCAGCGGCUUCAGCUUCACCUUCCUCCUCCAGGCCUGCGCCGGCGGCUCUCUGGGGCCUGGAUCUGCCCUCGGGAUCCAGCUUCACGGCGCCGCCGUGAAGAACGGCGUCCUCCUCGGCGACGUCUGUGCCAGAAAUUCCCUGAUCCGAUUCUACUCCUCGUGCGGCGCGAUGGAGGAGGCCAGAAGAGUCUUCGACGAGGCCGGCGCCGGCGGAAUCGACGUGGUCUCCUGGAAUUCCCUCAUCGACGGCUGCCUCAACAACGGUGACGUCGCUGGUGCGCUCCUCCUGUUCGACAGAAUGCCGGAGAGGAACACCGUCUCUUGGAACAGCAUGGUCACCGGACUGGUCAGGAACGGCAGGUUGGACGCCGCACGGUGCCUGUUCGACGGAAUGACCGAGAGGAACCUCGUCUCCUGGACAGUGAUGAUCUCGGGGUACACUCAGAGCGGGCAGCCGAAGGAGGCCUUGUCUCUCUUCCGAGAGAUGCAGCUGGUCCACCGGGAGCUCAACACCUCCGCCAUUGUCAGCGCCCUCUCUGCCGCCUCGCAGAUGGGUUCUCUGAACCACGGGCAGUGGAUCCACGCCUACGUCAGGAGGAAAAGGGUGAGAAUGGAACCGUCGCUCUCCACGGCAAUCGUCGGCAUGUACGCCAACUGCGGGAGCAUCGAGCUAGCGAUGCAGCUGUUCCAGGGCUUUAAGCCACCGGAGAAGGACUUGUCGACGUACACGGCGGCGAUCUUCGGGUUGGCCAUGAACGGCCAUGGCGGGGAAGCUCUCCAACUCUUCGAACAGAUGAGGAGCGAAGGGCUCGAGCCGGAUCGAGUGUCUUACCUGGCCGUUUUGUGUGGCUGCAAUCACAUGGGCUGGGUCGAUCGGGGUUUCUACUACUUCCACAGCAUGGUUGAUGAGGAUGGGAUAGCGGCAGAACUGGAUCAUUACGCAUGCAUGGUCGAUCUUCUUGGCCGAGCAGGGCACUUGAAGGAGGCAGUGGAGUUCAUCUCUUCCAUGCCUGUGGAGCCGGAUAACGUAAUCUGGAGAUCUCUCCUUAAUGCGUGCAGAAUUCAUGGAGAUGCAGAGCUGGGCAGGAGAGUGGGGGAGUUUCUGAUCGAGUCCGAUCGGCUCCAUGACGGGCCCUACAUUGCUCUAUCCAAUAUCCUCGUGGAGUGCAAGAACAUGGGCAGUGCUGAACGAGUCAGGCAAACCAUGAGAAGCAGAAGCAUCAGGCGGGAGCCUGGGUUUAGUUCUAUUGAGGUCAACGGUGUUUUUCACGAGUUUGCGGCGGGGGACAAGUCCCAUGAGAAGACCGGUGAGAUAUACCGGAAAUGGGAGGAAAUUGCAGGAGAGAUCAGGAGGUUCGGGUACGCUGCAGAGACGAGAGGGAUUGGCUUUGAAUGUGAAGAAGAGGAGAAGGAAAUCAUCAUCGGGUACCACAGCGAGAAGUUAGCCAUUGCCUUCGGGUUCAUCAUCACAGAGGAUGGAUCUCCAUUGCGAAUAGUGAAGAAUAUCCGGAUCUGCGGGGAUUGCCACAACGCGAUGAAGCUUAUUUCCAUGGUUUUCAAGAGGAAAGUGGUGGUCAGGGAUAGGAAAAGGUUUCAUCAUUUUGAGGUUGGGACCUGUUCGUGUAUGGACUAUUGGUGA
Messenger RNA from Spirodela intermedia, 2040 nucleotides. Lineage: Eukaryota; Viridiplantae; Streptophyta; Magnoliopsida; Alismatales; Araceae. The record is from the annotation of a GenBank genome assembly.